Neurospora crassa OR74A is the source of this 234-nucleotide messenger RNA. RefSeq lists its product as hypothetical. NCBI's taxonomy places the organism in Eukaryota, Fungi, Ascomycota, Sordariomycetes, Sordariales, Sordariaceae. The transcript is spliced from 3 exons. Bases 1 to 234 code for a protein of 77 amino acids. The record is from RefSeq and is a predicted model, not a curated record.
AUGAGGCGGAGAGUGAGGGGGUGGACUGCCCAGCGGACGUGUGCCAGGAUCUUGAACGUGACUUGCCGUAGCGAAGAAGCUGAGGUGCGUGAGAGGCCAGAAGCUGAGCCAGACGUGGGAGGGCAGCCUGUACUACGGCGCAGGCAUGUGUGUGCCCCGCCACCCGUGAUACUGUAUGAGGAGUCCGUUGUAGUGUCAGUCAGUUACAAGGGCGUCGGCGAAGCCUCCGAAUAA